UCUAAGUUCGAAUUCCCUCUCUAUGUAUAUUAGAGUAAUUUGGAAAACCGUCUUGUAAAAAGGAACACGAGUGACGAAGAUUAAUUUGUUUGUUUGUACUCAUAUCUUUGUAAGUGGCAUGUUUUGGGGGGAAUUGUUAGAUUACAAACUUAGAUAUUGGCUUGUGUAUAUUACAGUGCUCGCCAAUAUUGAAUUACUGUUCUUGUUCUAGGAUGCUGCUGUAAAACCUUCUUUGGUGAUGGUUUAUUUUGGUGGUAAUGAUUCUAUGGGGCCUCAUCCAUCCGGCCUCGGCCCUCAUGUCCCGCUUCCUGAAUAUAUCGAGAACAUGAGAAAGAUUGCAAGUCAUCUGAAGAGCCUUUCAGAUUCAACGCGGAUCAUCUUUCUUAGUUGUCCUCCAGUGAACGAGGCCGUAAUAAAUGAAAACAUAAGGAGCGGGAGUUUCAGCGAGAUGAUAAGAACCAACGAGUUAUGCAAACAGUAUUCAGAAGCUUGUAUAAAGCUUUGCCAGGAAAUCAAUGUCACAUCUGUUGAUCUUUUCACUGCAGUUCAGAGAAAAGAUGACUGGAUGAAUACUUGUUUUAUAGAUGGGAUUCAUUUUUCUGCUGAAGGGAGCAAGAUAGUGGUGGAAGAGAUACUCAAGGUACUGAGAGAAGCUGACUGGAAGCCUAGUUUACACUGGAAAUCGAUGCCAAUAGAAUUUUCAGAGGAUUCACCAUAUGAUAUUGCUGCUGCUGACGGAAAGACAACGUUCAAUCCCUCCAGCUCGACUUUUUAUUGGGAGAUUCAGUGGGACUAAUUUGCAGAUGGGGAAUGAUUUCCGCACUCCUCCCUUUUCCUUAGCCUUGUCUUGCAAAAUUGUUCACACUUUUUAUUUUUAUGUUUUAUCCAAUGUGGAAUUCAUAUAUGGAAUCAUUCUCACAUACUAUUUUUCUCUUUCGGCAUACCCUUGUUUAU
Malus domestica (apple) is the source of this 954-nucleotide messenger RNA. Its product is annotated as GDSL esterase/lipase CPRD49-like. Gene Ontology annotation, molecular function: hydrolase activity, acting on ester bonds. The record is from RefSeq and is a predicted model, not a curated record. Lineage: Eukaryota; Viridiplantae; Streptophyta; Magnoliopsida; Rosales; Rosaceae.